This is a messenger RNA of Aureobasidium namibiae CBS 147.97, 534 nucleotides long. Its product is annotated as 1,2-dihydroxy-3-keto-5-methylthiopentene dioxygenase. The transcript is spliced from 3 exons. NCBI's taxonomy places the organism in Eukaryota, Fungi, Ascomycota, Dothideomycetes, Dothideales, Saccotheciaceae. Gene Ontology annotation, molecular function: acireductone dioxygenase [iron(II)-requiring] activity. The coding region runs from base 1 to 534 and encodes 177 amino acids. The record is from RefSeq and is a predicted model, not a curated record.
AUGAAGGCAUACUGGUACGACAACAUUGAGGGCGACCAACGCCUGCCCCACGACAGCGGCCGCCCCGUCACACCCAUCGACCUGACCAACCUCGGCAUAAUCUGCCACCACUAUCCCUCCCUGGACUCGGUCAACGACCUCGCCUCAUCCCGCGACUACAAGAACCGCGACGAAGUCACAAUCUCGCCCACCACCCUGCCCAACUACGAGGAAAAGGUCAAGAUCUUCUUCCACGAGCAUCUCCACGAAGACGAAGAAAUCAGAUACAUUCUCGAUGGCGCUGGUUACUUUGAUGUGAGGAGCGAGGGAGACGAUUGGAUCAGACUGAGAUUGGAGAAGGGAGAUUUGGCCAUCAUGCCUGCGGGAAUCUACCAUCGUUUCACGACUGAUGAGAAGAAUUACACAAAGGCCAUGAGACUGUUCAAGGAUGAGCCCAAGUGGACGCCGCUGCAGCGUGGUGCCGAGACCGACGAGAACAACUUCAGAAAGGAAUACCUGAAGAGCCGUCAAGAGGGUACUAUACUCUCUUCCUAG